AUGCUCCCUCCUCGGUUGCUGGUUUACAUGACAAUCUCAGCUUUCUGCAUCCUGAGGGUCAGCGCCGUGGACACUUUCCUCGCAGCUGUUUAUGAGCACACAGUCAUAUUGCCCAAUGACACCCUGACUCCUGUGUCCCCGGAAGAGGCAUUGGCCUUAAUGAACCAAAACCUGGAUAUUUUGGAGGAAGCCAUCGCAGCAGCAGCGAAGAAGGGUGUGCAUAUUAUUGUAACUCCAGAAGAUGGUAUUUAUGGCUGGGAUUUCAGUAGAGAAACUAUUUACCCAUACUUGGAAGAUAUCCCAGAUCCUCAAGUCAACUGGAAUCCCUGUAAUAACCCCAAAAGAUUUGGCUACACUCCAGUACAAGAAAGACUCAGUUGCCUGGCCAAGGAAAAUGCUAUCUAUGUUGUGGCAAAUAUUGGGGACAAGAAGCCAUGCAAUUCCAGUGAUCCUCAGUGCCCACCUGAUGGCCGUUACCAAUACAACACUAAUGUGGUAUUUGAUUCUGAUGGAAAAUUAGUGGCACGCUACCAUAAGAAAAAUCUUUUCAUGGGUGAGGAUCAAUUCGACUCACCCAAGAUGACUGAGGUUGUGACAUUCAACACCACCUUUGGGAAGUUUGGCAUUUUCACCUGCUUUGACAUACUCUUCCAUGAUCCUGCUGUGACCCUGGUGAAGGAUUUCCACGUGGACACCAUCCUCUUCCCCACAGCUUGGAUGAAUGUUUUGCCACAUUUAUCGGCUGUUGAAUUUCACUCAGCUUGGGCUAUGGGCAUGGGCGUCAACUUCCUUGCAGCUAAUAUUCAUCAACCCCUGAAGAGAAUGACAGGAAGUGGCAUCUAUGCACCAAAUUCUUCAAGAGCAUUUCAUUAUGAUAUGAAGACCAAUAAGGGAAAACUCCUCAUUUCUCAACUGGACUCCCAUCCAUACAGCUCAGCGGUGAACUGGUCUACUUAUGCCAACAGUAUAGGAACACACGCAACAGGAAACCAGGAAUUUAAGGGCAUUGUCUUUUUUGAUAAAUUCACCUUCGUGACACUUAAGGAGGUCACAGGAAAUUAUACAGUUUGUCACAAAGACCUCUGCUGUCAUCUGAAUUACAAGAUGUCAGAGAAAAGAUCAGAAGAACUUUAUGCCCUAGGGGCAUUUGAUGGACUGCACACCGUUGAAGGACAAUAUUAUCUACAGAUCUGUACUAUGUUGAAAUGUAAAACAACAAACGUAAACUCAUGCGGUGAGUCAGUGGAGACAGCUUCGACCCGCUUUGAAACGUUCUCCCUCAGUGGCACUUUUGGAACUCAGUAUGUCUUCCCUGAGGUGUUGCUGAGUGAAGUUCAGCUUGCACCUGGAGAAUUUCAGGUAUCAAGAGAUGGGCAGCUGCUCAGCACAAAGCCGACAUCUGGACCUGUCUUAACAGUAACUCUGUUUGGGAGGUGGUAUGAGAAGGAUCCAAUUUCAGAUACUUCAUCAGACCUCAGGGCACAAGCACUAAGAGUGAUGAUGAUUAUUGUCAUGCCCAUAAUGUACUUAUUAAGCUGA
Messenger RNA from Elephantulus edwardii (Cape elephant shrew), 1539 nucleotides. RefSeq names its product vanin 1 (gene VNN1). The record is from RefSeq and is a predicted model, not a curated record. The transcript is spliced from 7 exons. NCBI's taxonomy places the organism in Eukaryota, Metazoa, Chordata, Mammalia, Macroscelidea, Macroscelididae. Gene Ontology annotation, molecular function: hydrolase activity, acting on carbon-nitrogen (but not peptide) bonds, in linear amides. The coding region runs from base 1 to 1539 and encodes 512 amino acids.